This is a messenger RNA of Desarmillaria tabescens, 2510 nucleotides long. Its product is annotated as cobalamin-independent synthase. Lineage: Eukaryota; Fungi; Basidiomycota; Agaricomycetes; Agaricales; Physalacriaceae. Bases 54 to 2210 code for a protein of 718 amino acids. The record is from RefSeq and is a predicted model, not a curated record. Gene Ontology annotation, molecular function: 5-methyltetrahydropteroyltriglutamate-homocysteine S-methyltransferase activity; zinc ion binding. The transcript has 11 exons.
CUUUCCAUCGUACCAUUACUAUCCCUUCACUUUUUCAGUUUUUACGAGCAAAAAUGGUCGCCUCUAGCGUUCUUGGUUUCCCCCGCAUCGGCGCCAAUCGUGAAGUGAAAAAGGCUGUCGAAGCCUACUGGGCUGGCAAGAUCACUGCAGAUGACCUUACCAAGGCUGCAGCCGAUGUUAAAAAGACAAGCUGGACCUCCGUCAAAGCCAAGGGCGUUGACUUUGUCCCAAGCGGCGAAUUUUCUUUGUACGAUCACGUCCUUGAUCACUCUGCUGCCUUCAAUGUGAUCCCAAAGCGAUACAUUGGCCAUGGCCUCUCCCCUCUUGAUGUCUACUUCGCCAUGGGACGAGGUCGCCAGGCUGAUGGUGUUGAUGUUCCUGCCUCUGAGAUGAAGAAGUGGUUCGACUCUAACUACCACUACGUCGUCCCGGAAUUCUCAGAGGAGACUGACUUCCAGUUGAAGUUCAACAAGGCUCUCGAAGAGUACCAAGAGGCCAAGGUUGCUGGUGUCACCACACGCCCCGUCGUUUUGGGUCCCAUCUCUUUCCUCGUCCUCGGAAAGGCAUCGAAGGAGGCCAAGCCCGGUUUCCAGGCUAUCUCUCUCCUUCCCAAGCUGUUGCCUGUGUACAAGACGCUCUUGGCUGACCUCAAGGCAGCUGGUGUCGAAUGGGUUCAGAUCGAUGAACCUGUUCUUGUUCUCGAUGUUGCAGCCAAUCUAGAGAAACAGUUCGCCUCUGCCUAUGCUGAGCUUGCGCCUGUUUCCCCCAAGAUCAUGCUCACCACUUACUUCUCCCGACUCGACUCGAACCUUUCAUACGUCGCUCAGUUGCCUAUCGCCGGUCUUCACAUUGAUCUCGACCGUGCUCCCGGCCAACUAGACGAUGUCAUCGCCGCUAUCAAGCCCACUCCCAUCGUUCUUUCUUUGGGAUUGGUCUCAGGGCGCAACAUCUGGAAGGCUGAUUUCGCUGCUGCCCUUAAGCAGGGACAGAAGGCUGUAGACGCCCUCGGUUCAGACCGUGUCAUCGUCGCAACUUCAUCUUCCCUCCUUCACACCCCGGUCACCCUUGCUUCGGAGAAAAAACUCACCGAGGAGCAGAAGGAUUGGUUCUCCUUCGCUUUGGAGAAGGCAGCUGAGGUUUCUACUCUCGCCGCAGCUCUGUCCGGUUCACAGGACCCUGCUGUCGCUGCAGCCCUCGAGGCUAACCGAGUUUCCAUCGCAAAACGCCGUGAAUUCGAGACCACCUCGGAUGACACCGUUCGCAAGCGUGUCGCUGCCAUCACCCCCGAUCAACUUGAUCGCAAGAGUCCUUUCGCUGUUCGCAAGGAUAUUCAAGCGAAGCACCUCAACUUGCCCAAGUUCCCUACUACCACUAUCGGAUCUUUCCCUCAAACCAAGGAAAUUCGUCAAGCCCGUGCCAAGCUUGGCAAGGGUGAGAUUACCGAGGCCGAGUACGAUGAGUUCAUCAAGAAAGAGAUUGAAAGUGUUGUGAGGUUCCAGGAAAAGAUUGGCCUUGAUCUCCUUGUCCACUGGCUCUCUGGUUUCGUUUUCACUCAGAAUGCAUGGGUCCAGAGUUACGGAUCUCGUUACGUCCGACCUCCCAUCAUCGUUUCUGAUGUCAGCCGCCCCAGUCCUAUUACGGUGCAAUGGAGUAGCUAUGCUCAGAGUUUGACCAAGAAGCCGAUGAAGGGAAUGUUGACUGGCCCAGUCACCAUCCUCAACUGGUCUUUCCCUCGUGCCGACGUCUCGCGCGAAUUGCAAUCCAAGCAACUUGCUCUCGCUCUCCGCGAUGAGGUCAUUGAUCUCGAGAAGGCUGGCAUCAGCGCUAUCCAAGUCGACGAACCUGCUAUCCGUGAGGGUCUGCCUCUUCGUCUUGUCAACUGCUGGCGUUACCUGACCAGCUCCAAACCCACUCUCACUUCUGCUACUCCGACUUUGAUGACAUCUUCCCGUCCAUCCAGCGUCUCGACGCUGAUACCUACGGAUACUCAAACCAGAUCUGGGCCUGGUGUCUAUGAUAUCCACUCCCCUCGUGUCCCCGGUGACCAGGAGAUCAAGGACCGACUCAAGGCCAUGCUCGACAUUCUUCCCGACUCUUUGCUCUUUGUCAACCCUGAUUGUGGUCUCAAGACUCGUGGUUGGAAGGAAACUGAAGCCUCGCUCAUCAACCUCGUUGCCGGUGCUCGCUGGGCUCGUGAAAAUUACGCUUAAAUAACCCCUAUCAUUCCGCUUCAACAGCGCUCUUUGACUGGUUAACUUAUGGGCUUCAUCAGUCCUGUGACCGUUGGGUAGUUGUGGCGAUAUUGUUGUCUGGCGUUAGGACAUGCAUCAUAGGGAGGGCAGAGUAGACUGCUGCACGCUUGCUCGGUGAGAGCUUCCGCUUUGCGGGGCCGUGGCUGAGGAGGGUUGGUGCAGCAGUAGUUCAUAUAUUCGGAUUUCAACAAUCCCCGAAUCUGUAUCAUUAGUAUCAUUGCAAUCCCAUGUUUGGAUAGUCGCCGAAUUCACGCGCAU